ACCGAGCAAAGUCAACUCAGCCAGAGAAACAUGGCUGGCCGGUCUUCUUCGGGCGCCGGGGAGGUCGACUUGGCCUCGAGGCUUUACAGGCAAGGCGCCGAACAGGCGGGACUUCCACGCUUGGUCUCCACCAGCCGACAACCUCAGAUUGGCGGCAGCAUCGAAAGUCAGGGGGGAGGUGCUUCCACCCGGUCGGUGCGCCGGGGCCCGCGGGGCGGGAGCGAGGUGCUGGUGCCUCACACGAACUACAGGCCAAUUACACUUCCGUCCUUGGAGGCUGUGCCCUCGGCGCCGCAAUUGGGGAAGUCCCGACAGAUCAUUGGCACACGCCAUGCUAGCGUGCCAGCGUCCUAUGUGGGACCACAGAACAUCCCAGGCGCCAAGUCCGGACCACAGGCAGACUCAGUUCAGGAGGCAGCUGCCGUUCAGGAGGGGGCUGCUGGCGGCACCGAAGUCUUGAAGGUGGAUCCGUCCGACCCCUCGUGGAUCAGCCCUGCGGACUUCGUCGAGUUCAUUUUGAACCACGAGAGCCUCACGGAGGAGUUCUGCUACAUGAACCGCUCCGGCCCCUAUGAGUUUGAGAUUGUCCCGUUCUCGAAGAUCAAUCCGAACGACUACAUGACCAUCUCCAUCCGUGGUGUGACUCACUACUCCAAUGGGGAGCUAGACUACCAGGACUUGGCUGAUUGGCAGCGAGAUCAGGACAUGUACAGGAAAAUCAUAGAGAUUCCCUUCUUCAAGAAGUACCAGCGCUGGAAGCUCUUCUCAGUCUGGAAGAGUGCCAUGCGCAAUCAGCGUGUGCAAAAAUGCUCUAGGACGCUGAAUGCACACCUCUUUGCCUUGGACACCACGCUCUGCGAGUCGCUGUUGCGAUGUCGCAAGGAGUGUGUGAAGAUCAGUAGCUGGAAUUUGCUGGAGGUGAACCCGAUGACUGUCUACCAGGUUGAGGAGUUCGAAGAUCAACAACGACAGAAGAGGAAGCAAAUGGCCAGCGACCUCCAAGAGGUCUGGACACGAAUCAAAGAUGAGCUUCUUCAGUCAUGCACAAAUAGCCUUCAAGACUUCUUGAAGAAGAACGGCUUCGGGCAAAGGGGUGCAAACGAAGAGGAAAAAGAGGAAGGUGAUGAAGGUGAUCAGGAUGGCGGGAUGUCCUACACCGAGCGGGCCACCACACGAACGCAGUGCCGAAAACUCACCAAGUUCAUCCGAAUGGUGCAGUUCUUGUUCAACGAUGCUGUCGCUCAAAUGGUGGUGAGCACGACCACCAGCAAAUUCUUGGAGACGCUGGAGAACUUUGUGGAAGAUGUCCAAACACAAGAGGCUGCAGCCCAACCGUUGGCGUUGGAGAAUGACGUCGAGAAGCCGUCAGAGGAGAAGAAAGAAGAGUCCAAGAGCACCAGGAAGCCCAACUUCAACGUGGAGUGUUUGCUCCAGAGGGGAGCACUGAUCUUCAAACCCACUGGGAGGAAGAUCUGGGAGGCUUUAGAGUCGUCCUUGCGAGAUGCCCUGCGAGCUGUCUCGGGAUGUCCUGCUUUCCUGCAGGUCGAGGACUUCAAUGCCUUCACAGCCCCGUUGGCCGAACUGGGCGAUGCCCUACCACUGGAGGAGCAGCAGCACGAUUUGUUCAGCCUCGUCGCGCAAGAUCCGAAGCACAAGGAGCUCUUGUCGACCAUCACGGCUCGCUACGAUUGGCUCUUCGACAAGGUGAAUACGUAUGCCAGUCGCUUUGAAGAGUUCGUCGAGAUGUAUGCUGAGAACUCGGCCUUGACCGACUGCAGUGUCACAUUUGCUGAUGCUUCUCUGGAUGACUUCCGUGCUGCACUGGCAAAGUACCAGAAGCAGAAAGAGGACAUCCGCUCCAUGGGCAGGACCAAGGACAUCGGGAUUUUCCGCUUGGACUGCCAAGAAAUGCAGCGAACGCUCCUACCGUCGCCGACGGGAUGCUUUGACUUGCUGGCACAGUAUAUUCCAGAAUUGGCCAUGUCCCGGAAUGCCGAGCUUAGUAGUGAAAUCCAGGCAGCUAAUGACAGACUCAAAGAGUACCCGAACAAUGUGGACGAGUAUGUAGAGUUCAACGUCCACUUGGCCAAGAUCGACGCCUCCUUGCCUUUGCUGGAAAAGCGCUUCCUCGAGGUGCAAGAAAUGGCCGAAAUCAUCCGGGAGUUUGGAAUCCGCAUCGACAGUGACACGCGCAAGGCCUUCAACGACUUGGCCUCCGCGAAGAACCAGCUGAUUGCACAGGUUACCACUGGCAAAGAGCGAGCAGAGGUUGAUGUGGCCCACUUUAGCAAGGCUCUGGAUGUCGAGAUCCCGGAGCUUCGCAAGACUGUGGGAGAACAGCAACAGCGUUUGGAGGCGCCGGAUCUGUCGGAUACCUCGAAGAUGGCCGCGGAGAACCGGAAGGAAGUGCUGGCUCUUCUGGAGGAGUUGCAAGAGAAUGUGAACGUCGCGGUGGAGGAGGCUGCGAAGUUCAAUCGGUACCAGGAGGUGUUGAAGUUGGAGCCUACUCCCUUCGAAGAUGUAGAGGAGCUCAAGGCCUCCUUCCAGAUCCGUGCGAAGUUGUGGCGAGGGAUCGAUGCAUGGGAAGAGCUGAGUGCUGAGUGGAACAACUGCAGUUUUGGGACUGUGGAUGUCGAUACCAUCACCAAAAAAGUGGCUGAGUACAACAAGGUGGCGGUGCAGUCAGUGAAGGCCAUGCCGGAGAAUCAGGUGCCGCAGAUCUGGGGAGAGUCCGUCACCCAGUUCAAAAACACACUUCCAGUGGUGGUCGCCUUGCGCAACAAAGCCUUGAAGCCACGACACUGGGAGGUCAUUACCUCUAUGAUUGGUCAAGAGCUGGAUUUGGAAGAUGAAGAGUUCACCCUUGGUGGUCUGCUGGCCAUGGGUGUGGACCAACACAUGGAAGCCAUCAUGGAUGUCUCUGGCAAGGCAACAGCAGAGCAAGGACUUGAAGAAAUGCUCGACAAGGUGAAGAAGACGUGGGAGGAUUUGGAGCUUGUGAUCAACCCCUACAAGGACAGCAAAGAUGUCUUCGUGCUCGGCUCGAUCGAAGACAUCACUGUUGCCUUGGAAGACUCCUUGGUGACGAUCUCCACCAUCGCUGGAAGUCGAUACGUGGGCCCCAUCCGCGCGGAGGUGGAACAAUGGCAGAAGGAUUUGCUGCUCUUCCAGGAGACAUUGGAUGAGUGGCUCAACGUACAGAGAAAUUGGAUGUACUUAGAGUCCAUUUUUAAUGCUGGCGACAUCAAGAAGCAACUGCCUGGAGAAAGUGCCAAGUUUCAAGAGAUCGAUGUUCAGUGGCGACAAAUCAUGAAGGAGACCUACGAGUACGCCGUGGCGUUGAAAGCUGCGACCAAGCCGGGGAGACUGGAGCUUUUUAAGAAAGCAAGUGAGACCUUGGAUCAGAUCCAGAAGCAGUUGGAGGACUAUCUCCUCUCCAAGUGUGUGGCCUUCCCACGCUUCUUCUUUCUCUCCAAUGACGAACUCUUGGAGAUUCUCUCCCAAGCAAAGAGACCCCAGGCCGUCCAGCCACAUCUCCGAAAGUGCUUUGAUAAUUUGGUGAAGCUGAAGUUUGGGGACGGAGCCAAUUCCACAGACAUCCAUGCCAUGAUCUCCGGCGAAGGCGAAGAGAUCCCCUUCUACAAGAUGCUCAAGGCACGCAACGGUGUUGAGAAGUGGCUCAGUGCCGAGGGUGGCGUUGAGGAGUACAUGGUGAAGACCAUGAGGGCUGAGGUGAAGAAAGGCUGGGAGACCUAUGCGCUUGAGUCUGACCGCAAAGAGUGGGUACGGAAGCAGUACUGCCAGGUGAUGAUCACUGUGGGGUCCAUCUACUGGACCCUGGAGACCGAGGAGGUCUUGACGGCCAGCGAUGGGAACAAGGUGCAGCUCAUGGGAAAAUGGUACCAGAAGAACAAGACUCAGCUAGAAGGCUUGACUGAGCUGAUCAGAGAUAAGCUGAACAAACUCCAGCGCAAGGGCGUUGUGGCACUGGUCACGCAGGAUGUGCACAAUCGUGACAUCAUCCAGGAUUUGUUCGACAACAAGAUCACCAGCAUGCAAAACUUCAAGUGGCAGCAGCAGCUCAGGUACUAUUGGGACGCGAAGCUGGACGGGGACCAUGGCGAUUGCUGCAUUCGUCAGGUGGAUGCCUUCAUCAUGUAUGGCCAUGAGUACAUGGGUGCCUUAUCGCGCUUGGUCAUCACGCCACUGACGGAUCGAUGCUGGAUGACCAUCACUGGUGCCUUGCAUAUCAAACUGGGCGCUGCACCCGCGGGCCCUGCGGGCACCGGCAAGACGGAGUCCACCAAGGACUUGGCCAAAGGCUUGGCUCGGCAGUGCGUGGUCUUCAACUGCUCAGAUCAGAUCAACUACCAGAUGAUGGGCAAGCUUUACAGUGGAGUGGUAAGUGCUGGUGCCUGGACAUGCCUCGAUGAGUUCAAUCGCAUCUCCAUCGAAGUGCUGAGUGUGGUGGCGCAGCAGGUGUUGGAGAUUCGUCAGGCACUCUUACAGGACUUGACGGAGUUUGUCUUCGAGUCAAGACAGUUAAAGGUGAAGAACACCUGUGGGAUCUUCAUUACGAUGAACCCAGGCUAUGCUGGACGUACUGAACUUCCUGACAAUCUGAAGGUUUUGUUCCGCCCAGUGGCCAUGAUGGUUCCUGACUACACCUUGAUUGCAGAGAUCAUGCUCUUUGCUGAAGGUUUUGGGAAGGCCAAAGUCCUCAGUGGCAAGUUCACAAAUCUCUACAAACUCUCCUCGGAGCAGCUGUCGAAACAAGAUCACUACGACUUCGGCAUGCGUGCGGUGAAGUCUGUCCUGGUGAUGGCUGGCAGUCUCAAGCGAGCGGAUCCCGACGAGGACGAGAACAUCCUUCUGAUCCGUGCAAUGCGUGAUUCCAAUGUGCCUAAGUUCUUGUCCGAUGAUCUACCACUCUUCUUUGCCAUUGUGAACGAUCUCUUCCCUGGAAUCGAGGUGCCAUACUAUGACUACGGUGCCUUGCAAGUGGAGAUCGAGCGUGGCCUUCAAAAGCAGAGCUUACAGGUCCAUGACAAGUUGGUCACCAAGACCAUCCAACUCUUCGAGACGUUCAUGGUGCGUUUCGGCGUGAUGUUGGUGGGGCCCACCCUGGGUGGCAAAUCUGUUGAUUACAAGACCUUGGCCAUUGUGGCAGCCUUGGUUUCGGGAGAUGACAGUUGCUCACUGCACAAAGUCGUGCAUCUUCAGCAGAAUGCUGUUGAGACACUGCUUGAUGCACUCACGCAAUUGCGGGAGGACAACAGUCCAGAUGAGCGUUACCAGAAGACAAAGUAUACGUGCUUCAAUCCCAAGGGUAUCACCAUGGGAGAGCUGUACGGCGAGAACAACGAGCUCACACAGGAGUGGACGGAUGGCCUCGGCAGUCGCAUCAUGCGCGGUUAUCAGACCGAGGAGAGCCCUGACUACAAAUGGACCGUUUUUGAUGGACCAGUGGAUGCGAUCUGGAUCGAGAAUAUGAACACCGUGCUCGAUGACAACAUGACCCUUUGUCUGGCCAAUGGCGAGCGUAUCAAGUUGAACUGGACCAUGCGGAUGCUCUUUGAAGUGGAGGAUUUGCGUGUAGCCUCACCUGCCACGGUGUCACGCUGUGGAAUGGUCUACUUGACGCCCUCCGAUCUGGGAUGGGAGCCCUUCGUUCGAACAUGGCUCAGCUCUCUGCCCGAUCAACCUUUCUCCGAGAAGGCCAAGGACAUGAUCUGGAGCUACUUUGACACUCAUGUGCAACGAGGUUUGGACUUCCUGCGGAAGAAUGGCCUUGAGCCUGUGGGCACGCAGGAUACCCAGCUCGUCAUCUCCCUGUGCCGGCUUUUCCAGUCGGUGAUGAAUGAAGAGGCAGCCACUGGGAACAGCUGUGCCUCGAAGGAUGCUCAAGUUGCAGAGGGAGAGUCAGUGCUGGUGCCGCGGAAGAUCUCAACCUUGGAGGCCGCUGAGUUCGAGAAGUUUCUGCAGCCCUGCUUUUGCUUUGCCUUCACUUGGACCAUCGGUGGCAGUUGUGAUGCCAAGACGAGAGGUAUGUUUGCCCGAGAGAUCGAGAAUUGGUUCCCCAACGUCUCCAUGCCUCGGGGAGGAGGUCCAUAUGAUGGCUUCAUCAACUUUUACGAAGGCCCAAAAUGGAAGAGCUGGACCGACAUUGUGCCGAAGUUCGUCUUCCAGGAUGGUGUGUCAUACUUCCAGCUUUUGGUGCCGAACCCCGACACUGUUCGCUUCUCCUACAUCAUGGAUCGCAUGAUGACCACGCAAAACUCCGUGUUCUUGACGGGCAACUCUGGAGUUGGCAAGAGCGUGAACGUGGUGGCCUUGUUGGAGAAGAUGAAGGAGAUCGCCUCGGUGGUUCCAGUCUACAUGACCUUCAGUGCUCAAACGAAGGCCUACGAGACACAGAUCAACAUUGAGAGCAAGCUCGAAAGAUGGCGAAAGACCCUGUUGGGCGCACCAGUCAACAAGACGAAUGUGAUCCUGAUCGAUGAUGUGAACAUGCCCUUGGUGGAAGAGUAUGGUGCACAGCCUCCCAUCGAGUUGCUCAGGCAGUUCCAGGAUCAGCGGGGCUUUUUUGAUCGCAAGAAGCACGAGUGGAAGGACAUUGAGAACACAACGCUGUUGCUUUGUGCGGCUCCACCAGGCGGUGGCCGAAACCAGAUGACCGCGCGCUUCACCAGGCAUUCACAGGUGGUGUGCAUGCCACCAACCAGUGAAGAGGCCAUGUCCACCAUUUUCGGCUCCAUCAUCUCGGGCUUCCUGGGACGCUUCAAGAGCGAAGUGCAAGGCUUGGCGAAUGCCUCAGUACAAGCGACCAUCGAUAUCUACAACAAGUGGGGGAUCCCAGUGCAGAACCCGCGAAGGUGCGGAGACGAGUUGCUGCCCACACCGACGCGGCCACACUAUACCUUCAACCUGCGAGAUGUCUCGAAGGUCUUCCAGGGUCUGCUCAUGGUGAAGGCGAUGCACGUACCAAAUGCUGAAGCGUUUACGAGGCUGUGGUACCACGAGCUGUCACGAGUCUUUUGUGAUCGGUUGAUCAACAAGUCUGACAAGGAGUGGUUCUACAAGGCUGCAGCUGAACAGUUGAAAUCCAGGUUCCGUGUCAUGGACACCGAUCCUGAAAUUUGGACGUCCUUGAUGUGGUGCAACUUCCUUCGUCCAGUGGAAUCACGGGUCUAUGAGGAAGCCAAGGACAAGACCAAGGUGCAGAAGGUUCUUGAAGACGCCAAUGAUGACUACAACCUCUCUCACACCGCGCAGAUGAAUUUGGUCUUCUUUCAGGAGCAGUGGACGCUCGAGCUGCGCCAAGAUUUGCUGCUUGGCGAGAACCAGAGAGAAGUGGUGGCGGUGCUGACUGCUGGCUACGGAAUUGAUGCCUUCCGAGAAGAUGAGAAGAAGUUCUUGAUCUCAGCAGGUGCUGGGGCAGCGAAGGCAACGAUGUUUUUGCUCAGUGACACACAGAUCAUCAACGAGACCUUCCUUGAGGACAUCAACAACAUCCUCAACGCUGGCGAGGUGCCAAACCUCUUCCCGAAUGAUGAGAUCGACCGGGUCAUUGCAGAUACACGGCCACGUGCGAAAGAAUGUGGUCAGAGUGAGGCCAAAGAUGCAGUAUGGCAGUUCUUUGUGGAGUCAGUGCGGGAGAACUUGCACAUUGUCAAGGGCUUAGGGUGGGCUUACGAAGUCUUUUUGCCUGACACUGACACGACUCAGAUCCAGAAAUGGAAGGGGCACCUGAUCGAAAAGGCCUUGCUUGGUGUCUCUGCCAGACAGCUCUCUGGAAUGCAAGGCAUUAGCGAUGAGGUCAGGGAUUCCGUUGCCAAGGCGUGCUGCUUUGUGCACCAAGAAGUGAUUCGAACCUCUGCUAUCUUUGAGGAUCGACUGAGGCGAAAGGUCUAUGUCACCCCAAAGUCCUACUUAGACCUCAUCAGUCUUUACCUGGAGAUGAUCCAGGAAAAGAAGGAUGAGAAAGACGUCUCUCUCAAGAGGCUCCAGACAGGUGUGGACAAGAUUGACGAGGCGAACUCCUUUGUGAACAACCUCCAGGAAGAGCUCACGAAGUUGGCUCCAGUGAUUGCUGAGAAGAUCAAAGAGGCGGACGAACUGGUGCCAGUGGUCACUGAAGAGCAGAAGAAGGCGGAAGUCAUCAAAGAGAAGGUCUCGAGCGAAGAGGCGACAGGGAUGCGAUCGCCUAUGACAAUGGUGGUGGUGCGAAAGCAAGCCGAUGAGGUCAAAGCCAUUGCCGAUGAUGCACAGAAAGACCUGGACAUUGCAAUGCCAGCCCUGGAAAGUGCCUUGAAGUCAUUGGAUUCCUUGGACAAGAAAGACAUCCAGGAGAUCAAGUCCUUCGCAAAGCCACCACCUUUAGUGAUGAUGACAAUGGAGGCGGUGAACGUCCUCUUGCAAGAGAAGCCUGAUUGGGAUACAGCGAAGAAAGUGCUCAACAGGUCAACGUUCCUGCAGGAUCUGAAAACCUUCGACAAGGACGUGGAGCCCGACAACAUCCCAGAGAAAGUCCUGAAGCAGUUGACGAAGUAUGUCACAAAGCCCGAGUAUACCGUGGAAGCAGUGGGCAACCAGAGUAAGGCAGCGAAGAGCUUGUGCAUGUGGACCUAUGCUAUGGACACUUACUCCAAGGUCGCAAAAGAAGUGGAGCCCAAAAAGCAGAAGGUGGCUGAAUUGAAUGAAAAGCUGGCCAAGGCCAAUGCAGAGCUCCAGGCCAAACAAGACAAUCUUCGGGACGUUGAAGCGCAAGUGGCGGCCCUGCAAAAGAAGCUCAAUGACACGAUUUCGGAGAAGGACCGACUUGUGGCAGAGUCCCAGCUUACCAAGGAGAGAUUGGGGCGUGCUGAUAUCCUCACUGUUGGUCUGAAAGAUGAAGGAGUGCGAUGGCGCGAGACAGUGUCGACGAUUCGGCAAGACAUCAUCAACCUCACUGGUGAUGUCUUCCUCUCUGCAGCGUCCAUCUCCUACUACGGGCCAUUCACUGGGGUCUACCGAAACGAUAUUGUGGACGCGUGGCUCAAGGAGCUAAAGAACCUGCAGAUUCCUUCGGGCGACAGCUUUGAUUUGCGUGAGGUCAUGGGAAACCCUGUGGAGAUUCGUGAGUGGAAUCUUCAAGGCCUACCAGCAGAUGCCGUGUCCAUCAACAACGGUGUCAUGGUGAUGCGAGGGAAGCGUUGGCCCCUGAUGAUCGACCCACAGUCACAGGGCAACAAGUGGAUCAAGAAGAAAGAGGGCAAGGACCUGAAGACGCUGAAAAUGACCAAUCCAAAGAUGCUUUUGAUUCUCGAAGGCUGCAUCCGCACGGGUGCUCCAAUGCUCAUGGAGGACAUUGAAGAGACACUAGACCCAGCCUUGGAGCCAGUCUUGCUAAAGGCGGUCUACGAAGACAACAACCGCCUUCAGAUCAAGCUCGGGGAUAGCGAGGUGGACUAUGACAAGAACUUCCUGUUCUACAUGACGACAAAGAUGCCAAACCCGCACUACUUCCCUGAAGUUUGCAUCAAGGUCACAGUGAUCAACUUCACCGUGACCUUCGAAGGCUUGGAGGAGCAGCUGCUCAACGAGGUGGUCUCAAAGGAAAUUCCAGAGACGCUACAGAGAAGAGUGGAGCUGAUGCUUCAGUUGGCGGAUGAUAAGAAGGUCUUGAAGCAGCUUGAGGAUAAGAUCCUGAAGCUCCUUUCAGAGUCAAGUGGCAAUAUCCUUGACGAUCAGGUGUUGAUCAGCACUUUGGGCGAGUCCAAAGAGACCUCCACGGCGGUGAACCAACGAGUGAAGGCUGCGGAGGAGGCAGCGGUGGAGCCACCUGGACGUUUUCAGACCGUCGCCACACGUGGCAGCAUCCUCUACUUUGUCAUCGCUGAUUUGGCCAACAUCAAUCCCAUGUAUCAGUUCAGCCUGUUCUACUUUGUGCGACUCUUUAAGAACUGCAUGGACAAGGCGGCCAAGAGUGAUGACAUUGACAUCCGCAUGACGAACUUGAGCAACCAGAUUCUCAACGGAAUCUUCCAAAAUGUCUGCCGAGGCUUGUUUGAAGACAACAAGUUGACCUGCAGUUUCCUGAUUGCCACCGCACUGCAGCGGCACGCUGGCGAAAUCAGCCCCACUGAGUGGUCUUUGCUCCUCAGGGGUGUUGGAUUGCUGGACAUGAGCGCUAAGCCUCCAAAUCCGGACACGGAUUUCUUCACCGAUAAAAUGUGGGACUUCGCCCUUUGCACUGCAAGAUGCCAGCAGGUCUAUGCCAUUCAGCAGUACUCAUUCGAUCGUUGUCCAGACUUGUGUGAACACAUCACUGAGAACCUCGAGGACUGGAAAGAUUGGGUCCGGACACCCGGCCGGAUCACCUCGUCGCUCGUCGACACGAAUGAGAACAGUCAGUUGCACUACUUCCACUACUUGUUGCUCCUGAAGGGCUUGGCACAAGAGAAGCUCUUGGUCGCCAUCCAGGAACAUACACGGAGGUGCUUGGGUGAGGAUUUCAUUAUCUUCCCCACUGCGACAGUGGCAGAGCUUUAUGCGGACUCCACUCGAAGUACUCCCAUUGUCUUCGUUUUGUCAACUGGUGCAGACCCUACCUCGAUGUUGCUCCGAUUUGCCCAAGAAGUGGACAUGGCCUCGACCAUGGGUGUCAUCUCCUUAGGGCAAGGGCAAGGACCCAAGGCCAAGACAAUGGUGGUGGAAGCACGGAAGAAGGGCACCUGGGUGCUCCUCCAGAAUUGCCACCUUUACAAGACCUUCAUGCCAGAGCUGGAAAAGAUGUGCGAAGAGCUGGAAGAGCCUUCGAUGACGCACAAGGACUUCCGUCUUUUCCUUACAAGUAUGCCGGCGGCGUACUUCCCCGUGCCUGUGCUGCAGAACGGCAUCAAGCUGACCACGGAGCCGCCCAAGGGACUUCGGGCCAAUGUCAUGCGCUCCUUCCUCCCUAUGUCCGAUGAGCAGCUCAACGACAGCGCGAAAACAAAAGAGUGGCGGCGACUCCAAUUUGGCUUGAAGUUCUUCCAUGCGGUGAUUCAGGAGCGGCGGAAGUUCGGUCCCUUGGGAUGGAACAUCAGAUACGAGUUUAACGACUCGGAUUUGGAAACAUCCACGACGAUCACCCACAACAUGUUGGAAUUGGAUGGAGCAAUUCCAUGGGAUACCCUGCUCUUUGUGAUUGGCCACAUCAACUAUGGUGGCCGCGUGACAGACGACAACGACAGGAAAUGUUUGUUGGCCAUCUUGGAAAAGUAUGUCACGCCAAAGAUCCUGGAGCCUGACUACAAAUUCUCAGACAGUGGCACAUACAGGUGUCCGGACAAUUCAGACGUCGCAGACAUUGAGCAGUUCCGAAAGUUCGUAGCGAGCUUCCCAAUCACGGAGCAGCCAGAGGUCUUUGGCAUGCACGACAAUGCCAACAUUAGCUUCAUGAGUCAGGAAGCUGAGAAGGUGCUGAGUGUCGUCCUCUCCAUCCAGCCACGCGAGGCAGGUGGUAGUGGAGGGAAGAGCUCGGAGGAGAUGGUGUUGGAAAUCGCCAGCGACCAAGAGCUAAGACUACCUGACAAGCUGAGCACUGAGAAUGCGCAUGCUGACAGCUUCGCCAUGAGUGAGGAGACUGGUCUGAUGACCUCUUUGGGAACCUGUCUCUCCCAGGAGAUGUCGCGCUUCAAUCGCUUAUUGUCUCAGAUGAGCUUGACCCUGAAGCAGCUCCAAAAGGUGAUGACCGGAGAGCUUGAUGAUAUGUUCAACGCCGAGCUGAAUAACUUGGUGCCGGGCAUUUGGACGAAAGAUGGCAUCGGGGAUUGGAUUGAUGGUGGCAUUCCCAUUGCCUAUUGGAUCUCGUCCUUCUACUUCCCACAGGGCUUCCUGACCUCCGUCCUGCAGGGCUAUUCCAGAAGCAACAUGAUCCCGGUGGAUCAGUUGUCCUUUGAAUUUGUGAUGCAGGACACCAGUGACCCUCAUGAAUUGGAAGGCGCUCCGGAGGAGGGUAUCUACAUCCAUGGGCUCUUCAUGGAUGGCGCGGCAUGGAGCUAUGACGACAUGGCGAUCGACGACCAGGAGUUCGGCACCAUGUUCGUGAAGUCUCCAAUCAUCAACUUUAUCCCUUGGAAGGCUGAGCUUGUUUGGGAAAAGUAUCGCUGCCCGAUUUACAAGACCUCCAUCCGGGCGGGCACGCUGUCCACCACUGGCCAUUCAACCAACUUUGUCUUGGCCAUUGAGGUGGAAACACUCAUGGAUCCCUCCUACUGGACCCUGAAGGGAGCUGCCAUGCUGACGAUGCUCAAUGACUGA
Durusdinium trenchii is the source of this 12285-nucleotide messenger RNA. Lineage: Eukaryota; Dinophyceae; Suessiales; Symbiodiniaceae. The record is from the annotation of a GenBank genome assembly.